Molecule: messenger RNA, 1777 nt
Organism: Papaver somniferum (opium poppy)
Lineage: Eukaryota; Viridiplantae; Streptophyta; Magnoliopsida; Ranunculales; Papaveraceae
Product: pentatricopeptide repeat-containing protein At1g11290, chloroplastic-like
Exons: 2
Coding region: 156-1265 (369 amino acids)
Biological process (GO): RNA modification
Cellular component (GO): intracellular membrane-bounded organelle
Molecular function (GO): RNA binding; protein binding
Source: RefSeq, a predicted model, not a curated record
UUGAUCGUUGAUUAGUUGUUAUGGAAAAAUAGGUUGACAAGAAAGAAAAAAAAAAUAAGAAAAAGAAGGAGCAUGAUUUCCCAACACUUGAAGAUCUGUUUUAUCAUUUCCCGUCCAAAUUGAAGGACGCCAUUCAAACCCGUUGUUUUAGUUCCAUGACACCUCUCUUGGAUUUCUGCGACAAAAUAGAAUUUCUUCAGCAAAUCCAUGCUAAAUACAUUGUUUAUGGUCACCAUCAAAACGAAACCCUCUGUUCAAAGCAUAUAAGCAGUCAUGCUAAUCUCGACCAUCUUCAUUUCUCUCAAAAAGUAUUCAAUUCUGUAGACAACCCAAAUUCUCUUGUUUAUAAUACACUUCUCCAAAGUCUUUUAAAGUUUGGUAAAUACAAUGAAACCCAUCUUGAAACUGUAAGGAAAAUCCAUGGAAAUUUUAUUAAAUUGGGUUAUCAUUUGGAUAUUAGUGUUUUGGAAGAAAUGGAUGGUUUAUAUGGUAAAGGUAGUGGUGCUAGUGAACUGUUUGAAGAAAUGCCUAUCAAGGGGUUAACUUUUUGGAACUUGCUGAUAUCUGAGUGUACACAAAAUGGUAAACCUGAUGAAAGUUUUCGGCUUUUUAGAGAGAUGAGAAUGGAAGGAUUAGAACCUGAUUGCAAAACUAUUAUUAACCUAUUGAGAUCGAGUGUUAUUUUGAACUCACUUGAAGCUGGGAAAUUUGUUCAUCUUUUGAUUGUUUUGAGCAACUUAACUAAUGAUUUAUCGGUGAAUACUGCUUUAUUGACGAUGUACACAAAACUAGGUCGUCUGGAAUCUGCAAAAGUGUUAUUUGAUCAAAUGCUAGACAGGGAUUGUGUUAUGUGGAACAUAAUAGUUUUGGCUUAUUGUAGGAAUGGAUAUCCAAAGGAAGCGUUAGAACUGUUGAUGCAGAUGGGAAGAUCAGGUGUUAGAACCGAUUUAUGUACUGCAUUAGCUGUUAUAUCUUCAGCUACGGAGUUGAAAUCUCUUGGGCAGGGUAAAGAGGUACAUGCACAUGUGGUCCGUAAUGGUUCUGAUUAUCAAGUAUCAGUUCAUAAUUCACUGAUUGAUAUGUAUUGCAAAUGUGGCGAUUUAAGAAGUGCACGAAACAUCUUUGAUUUUGUUCUUGACAAGACCGUGGUUUCAUGGAGUUCCAUGAUCAAGGGGUCGAUGUUUCGAGUUGUAUGCCAAAAUGAAGGGUUUGAACUUGAGACCAGACAGGAUAACCUUUCUCGGAUUAUUAACAGCGUAUGUUAAUUUAGGAUUGGUGAAAGAAGGCUGGGAGUGUUUUGAGGAGAUGAGAAAAACUUACAAUUGUGAACCCAGUCUUGAACACUAUGCUUGUAUGGUGGAUCUUUUGGGGCGCACUGGGCAUACUGAAGAAGCUGUAAAACUUUUAAAAUCGAUGCCUUUUGAGCCAGAUGCACGAAUCUGGGGGUCAUUAUUGAUGGCAAGUAAGACAAAAUCAGACGCUAAGCUCGCCGAGUUUGCAACAGAGGAACUCAUAAAGAUGGGGCCGGGAAAUGCUGCAAACUACAUUUUGCUUUCCAACACAGGAAAAUGGGAUAAGGUUGCUAAUAUGAGGGUUGUUCUUAGAAAUAAAGGUCUGAAAAAGACGCCAGGCAUUAGCUGGUUAGAGAUCAGUGGCAGUGUACAUGAGUUUCGUGUUACUGAUCGUUCCCAUCCAAAGUCGCGGGAUAUUUAUGCCAUUUUAGGAAAUCUAGAAAUGGAAAUCAAGAAUAAUUCAUCCAAGAGUUCACAACUAUUAU